Sceloporus undulatus (fence lizard) is the source of this 1183-nucleotide messenger RNA. RefSeq names its product distal-less homeobox 3 (gene DLX3). The transcript has 3 exons. NCBI's taxonomy places the organism in Eukaryota, Metazoa, Chordata, Lepidosauria, Squamata, Phrynosomatidae. The record is from RefSeq and is a predicted model, not a curated record. Bases 123 to 992 code for a protein of 289 amino acids. Gene Ontology annotation, molecular function: RNA polymerase II cis-regulatory region sequence-specific DNA binding; DNA-binding transcription factor activity, RNA polymerase II-specific. Gene Ontology annotation, biological process: regulation of transcription by RNA polymerase II; epithelial cell differentiation; embryo development.
UUUUCCCUCCCCCCACAAAAAACAACACACAACUCCUUGCAACCUUGCAUACUUUUGUUUGGCUUCCCCUUGUCCAAAGUUUGGGGCCUUCCCUUGGUGGGGCCCUUCACCUUCUUCCCAUCAUGAGUGGAUCCUUCGAUAAGAAGAUCACCAGCAUCUUGACGGACAUCUCCAGUUCUCUCAGUUGCCAUGCGGCCACCAAGGACUCUCCGACCCUACCUGAAUCAUCCAUCACGGAUCUGGGUUACUACAGCACCCCGCAUAACCAGCACGAGUACUACCCUAGCCAAGCGUACACCCAGCCAAUGAAUCCCUAUGCCUACCACCCUCAGUUUAACCUCAAUGGACUUGGGGGUGGUGGGACCUACUCCCCUAAAUCUGAUUACCCUUACAGCACCUCGUACAGGCAAUAUGGAUCUUUCCGGGACCAACAGUUGCCCAGUCAAGAAACAGUUUCAGUGAAGGAAGAACCGGAACCAGAAGUGCGGAUGGUCAAUGGAAAACCCAAAAAAAUCCGAAAGCCGCGCACAAUUUACUCUAGCUACCAGCUGGCUGCCCUGCAAAGGAGAUUCCAGAAGGCUCAGUACUUGGCACUGCCAGAGAGGGCAGAAUUGGCUGCACAGCUUGGACUGACCCAGACACAGGUGAAGAUCUGGUUCCAGAAUCGAAGGUCCAAGUUUAAGAAGUUGUACAAAAAUGGAGAGGUCCCCUUGGAACACAGCCCCAAUAACAGUGACUCCAUGGCUUGCAAUUCUCCACCAUCUCCCACCCUCUGGGACAAUAACACCCACAACAACCCAGCCAACAGGAGCCAGCUCCCUCAGCCACUCUCCUAUAACUCUCCCCCCAGCUAUCUGGAGGAUCACAAUUCCUGGUACCAUCAUCAAAACCUGAGCGGGCCUCACAUACAACAGCAAGGACCUCCACCCACUUCUAGCUCUAUGCAUCACCCAUCUCCUGGGCCUCCUCCCAAUCCUGGAGCAGUAUAUUAACCUCCUUUGCCUCCUCAACGAAACCAGUGGAGCAGGAAAAAAGGCAUGAGGGAGAGAGAGAGGGAGAGACAGACAGAGACAAGUCAAAACUCUUUGAUGUGUUUGGUAGGACAAGUACGCAUUCCAUCCCAUCUCAGGAAGAAAUGAACUGCAACAGGGUAAAGACAUUUGAGAGAUCUUCUAACAGCAGA